This is a messenger RNA of Heterobilharzia americana, 1815 nucleotides long. The record is from the annotation of a GenBank genome assembly. Lineage: Eukaryota; Metazoa; Platyhelminthes; Trematoda; Strigeidida; Schistosomatidae.
AUGCUAGAUUCAAAAGUGAAAAACAUCAAUGCCAUUGGAUUUCCCUACCCGAUAUAUGUUGUCGAUGUCUUGGAUAGAAACUCGUUGGUCGUUGCAGGUGGUGGUGGUGCUGUAAAAACUGGUGUUCCCAAUCGAAUCGAUAUUAUCAACCUUUACCGAAAUGACAAAAGUGAUCCAAUUCCUAUCGACUGCCAGCGGUCUGGUGGUUUGGACACUGGCACGAAAGCUGUUAUGAGUCUUAACGUCAUCACUCCAGGAGAUGGUGGUUGCAUUGCAAGUUUGGAAGGUCAGAAAUGUGUAGAAUACAUAGCCCAUUCAAAAGUAAACCUCGUUACUUCGCCCUUGAAGUCAUCUAGUGUGGAGAAUCAUUCAUCUGUAACUGAAAAUCCGGGUGAAAUAAACUUACGCCAAAGAACAGGGAAAUGUGAAAAGACAAGUGCACACUCUGAAUCAAAUAAACCACAAAUUUCACUGGAACAAGAUUCAAUUAAGAAAGAUGAAAUUAGUCUGAAUGAUCCAGUUCCUCUGGAAUGGGAACUAACCAAAGUUCGUGAAUACACACUCAUACAACAGGCCGCUUGUUCAGCUGAUGAUUCUGGCUCUGAAUCACCAUCAGGUUCUGUGCCUACAAGUUUGUUAGGAACACCAACAUGUGUAACACAUGGGGGACCUGCUGGUACUUGGUUAGCUGUUGGAUCUGAUAGCGGCUCUGUUUUUCUUAUCAAUCGCUAUUCUCAACAACAGAAUUUCCUCCCUAGUGAACAUCAGUUAGAUGAUAUUUCUUCUCAGCCAUUGGUUCUGUAUCCAGAUGUUAGUGGUGGUCUUUCAACUGGUGUUUGCAGCAUGGCUUUUUCUCAUCCAUGUGUUUAUACUGAUGCAUAUGAAAAUACAUUUAAGCUUCAGGAUCAGAUUUUAUUCAGUCAUUCAGUAGAAAAACAUCCAUAUGCUAUCGCUUCUUGUAGUGCUGUAUCUUGUAGUGCUACACCUCCACCUUCACCGACUCUUACUUCAUCAGCUUCUACGUCUGGUAAAGUGGUUGAUCGUUCUCAUGACCGUUCAACUUAUCGUUUCAGACACUGUCAGUUUAUGAAAUAUUCCAUUGCGCCACAAGUUUCAGCAAAUCAGACCUUGUCUACGGAUUCUAAAGUCGACAAGAGUGAUGGUGUUGAAUCUAUGCUGGUUACCACUCUUCAGCCUCUAUGUGCAAAUCGUAAAAGCUUUAGUCACUUGGUUGUUUGGUCAGUACCUCACCCUUCAAUGGAAAGCUGUGAGUCGUCAAACAGUGGAAGAAUGCACCAGCCAGUUCAACUCACUACCUUUGCAGAGAUUACUCUUCCACAAGGACAUCUACCUGCUUGUUUAGCUGUCCACCCUAGUCGUUCACGUGGUUUGAUCGCUGUAGGCACCAUGGAGGGACGUGUUGAUGUGUACUUCUUGUCACCAUCCAACCAUCGGCUAGUCAACGUUUAUUCCUUGAAUAAUGCACAUCCGAUUUUUGUUACUGCAUUAACUUUCCUACAGCAAGAUUCAUCAGUGCUAACUCGAACCUCUCAUAAAGUUGUCUCACGAACUGCUCUAAAAUCAGAUUCAUUCGAUUUAGUCAGUGUUAGUGUCGACCGCCUAGUAAAAUGGCAUCGUGGCCCAGCAUAUUCAACUGUUGGACAACUUUCACGCGGAAUUAUCAACACGGAUAAUACCAGCUGGCUUAGAACUACUCUGAAACCAAGGAUUUGUAUCUCUGUACUUAACAUUCUCGGUGUAUUACUGCUACCAGUUCUGAUAAUGUUUUUUGAGGCAUUUUUGUCGCAAUUUUGA